This is a messenger RNA of Elgaria multicarinata webbii, 3484 nucleotides long. It is a transcript of the gene TAF5, whose product is annotated as TATA-box binding protein associated factor 5. Gene Ontology annotation, cellular component: transcription factor TFIID complex. Gene Ontology annotation, molecular function: protein binding; RNA polymerase II general transcription initiation factor activity. The coding region runs from base 50 to 2440 and encodes 796 amino acids. The record is from RefSeq and is a predicted model, not a curated record. The transcript is spliced from 11 exons. Gene Ontology annotation, biological process: transcription initiation at RNA polymerase II promoter. NCBI's taxonomy places the organism in Eukaryota, Metazoa, Chordata, Lepidosauria, Squamata, Anguidae.
GAAUCCGCGGGCAGCCUGAGUGAGAGGCGAAGCGAUCGGGCUCUUUAGUAUGGCGGCUCUGCCAGAGGAGCCACCAGAAGCGGUAACGGUGAAGCCAGAUCCCGAUGCCGGAGCGCCGCCACCGCUGCCUCCUCCCCCUCCCCAGUCCCCUGCCACGGCGACAGCUGCGCCCCCUGCCCCUAACCCCUCGGGCACCGCUCUUCUCACGGAAGGGGAGCCAUUGGCGGGAGGAGCUGACCAGAAGCCCCCGGCGGCCCCCAGCCCUGCACCGCCGUCCGCCUCGCAACUACCCACCGACCGGCAGACGCUGCUGGCGGUGCUACAGUUCCUGCGGCGCAGCAACCUCCGCGAGUCUGAGGAGAUCCUCCGUAGGGAGGCCCGGCUACUCGCCGACGAGGUCGCGGGUGAUCCCAAUUCCUCUGCGCCCGGAGUCCAAGCAGCUCAUGGCGGGGAAGGACAGGAGUCCGGCGUCGGGGUCGCGGCCCCUGGAGCAGGGGACGUGCUGCUCAGCUCGGUUGCUUUUGGCCAGACCGGGGCGACCAUUUCACCUGCCGCGGUCACGGCCCCUCCCGCAGCGCCCUCGGCCCCCCCUGGGAAAGUUGGAGUCCUUGUGGAAGAUCAGCCAGAUGUGAGUGCUGUACUAUCUGCCUACAAUCAGCAGGGAGACCCAGCGCUUUAUGAAGAGUAUUACAGUGGACUGAAACAUUUUAUUGAAUGUGCUCUGGACUGUCAUCGCGCUGAGUUAUCACAGCUUUUUUAUCCUCUGUUUGUACACAUGUACUUGGAACUAGUCUACAACGGGCAUGAAAAUGAAGCAAAGUCCUUCUUUGAAAAGUUUCAUGGGGAUCAGGAGUGUUAUUACCACGAUGAUUUGCGGGUACUAUCAAGUUUAACCAAAAAAGAGCAUAUGAGAGGGAAUGAAACCAUGUUGGAUUUCCGAACAAGCAAGUUUGUAUUACGCAUUUCCCGUGACUCUUACCAGCUCUUAAAGAGACACCUUCAGGAAAAACAAAACAAUCAGAUCUGGAAUAUUGUUCAAGAACAUCUUUACAUAGAUAUAUUUGAUGGAAUGCCUCGUAGUAAACAACAGAUAGAUGCUAUAGUGGGAAGCUUGGCAGGAGAAGCAAAACGGGAGGCUAAUAAAGCAAAGGUCUUUUUUGGCUUAUUAAAAGAACCAGAAAUUGAGUUGCCUUUGGAUGAUGAAGAUGAAGAAGGGGAGAAUGAGGAGGGCAAACCAAAGAAGAAGAAGCCAAGAAAAGACAGCAUGGGUUCAAAGAGUAAAAAGCAAGAUCCAAAUGCUCCUCCUCAGACUAGAAUCCCCCUUCCUGAGCUAAAGGACUCUGAUAAGCUGGAUAAAAUAAUGAAUAUGAAGGAAGCUACUAAGCGUGUACGUCUUGGUCCAGACUGCUUGCCUUCCAUUUGUUUCUACACAUUCCUUAAUGCAUACCAGGGUCUUACAGCAGUGGAUGUUACGGAUGACUCUAGUAUGAUUGUUGGAGGCUUUGCUGACUCUACUGUCAGAGUAUGGUCUGUGACACCCAAAAAGCUACGCAGUGUGAAAUCUGCAACAGAUCUCAGUCUCAUAGAUAAAGAAUCAGAUGAUGUUUUAGAAAGGAUAAUGGAUGAGAAAACAGCAAGUGAAUUGAAGAUUUUAUACGGUCACAGUGGACCUGUCUAUGGUACCAGCUUCAGCCCUGAUAGGAACUAUUUGUUGUCAUCUUCAGAAGAUGGCACUAUCAGAUUAUGGAGUCUCUUAACGUUUUCUUGUCUGGUGGGCUAUAAAGGACACAACUACCCCGUAUGGGACACACAGUUCUCUCCCUAUGGAUAUUACUUUGUAUCUGGUGGACAUGACAGAGUGGCUCGCUUGUGGGCUACAGAUCACUACCAGCCUUUGCGGAUCUUUGCCGGCCAUCUUGCUGAUGUCACGUGUACACGGUUUCAUCCGAACUCCAACUACAUUGCUACAGGUUCAGCAGAUAGGACUGUGCGGCUUUGGGAUAUAUUGAAUGGGAAUUGUGUAAGAAUCUUCACAGGACAUAAGGGACCAGUUCAUUCAUUAGCAUUUUCUCCUAAUGGAAGAUUCUUGGCAACUGGGGCAACAGAUGGAAGAGUGCUUCUGUGGGAUAUUGGACAUGGUUUGAUGGUAGGAGAGUUAAAAGGACACACAGACACCAUCUAUGCACUCAAAUUUAGUAGAGAUGGAGAAAUCUUAGCAACAGGUUCAAUGGAUAACACAGUGAAGUUGUGGGAUGCUGUGAAAGCCUUUGAGGACUUAGAAACAGAUGAUUUUACUACAGCCACUGGACAUAUAAACCUGCCUGAAAGUUCUCAGGACUUGUUGCUGGGUACAUAUAUGACUAAAUCAACUGCGGUCACACACCUCCAUUUUACCCGCAGAAAUUUGCUUCUUGCUGCUGGUGCAUAUGGUCCUCAGUGAACCACAAAACUGUCAGACUUGCUUGUGCAAGUCUUGUGAAGAUCUUAGAAUAACUUGCAUUAGUGAAGACCACAAUGAUUAUACAAAUGAACUGUUCCGGUGCAACAAACAAUGUGAACUGUGUGCCAAACAACACCUUCAGUAACUUCUAUUUUAGCCGCCAGUGCAAAUGCUAAGCCACUGACAUCAUAGGCUUAGCAGAAGAACAUUAAAGAGUGGUAUGUUUUAAAAAACAACAACAUAAAUGGUAUGUGGAAAUACUUUUCUUAAACGCAUCCAAACAAUGGCAAUGGGCACUGCAGAACUUCAGCGCCAGUUGCAUAAAGUGAAGUUUAACAUAUGCUGUUUGAACAACCCUUUAAAAGCACUUAGUUUGCCGUGAGCACAGGUUUAAGUGCUACCCAAAAUUUUCUUUACCAGUAAGUCAUGUAAGUUGUAGAAUAAUGGAAUUUAUCUGUUAAUGUGCUCUAAAGUGUAACAGAGAGGCUUGAGGGCAGGGGGUGAACUAGCUGUGACCCUCCAGAUAUUUUGGCCUAGAACUCUAAUCUGCCCUAGCCAGCCUAGACAAUGGUGAGGGAUGAUGUGAGUUGUAGAUCAAGACAUAAGUUGCUCACCCUUGCCUGAGUUUGACUUAUGCAAGAAGCCUAAUUUCUUCAAAGCGGAAGAGCACAAAUUGAACAAAAUGUAUAUAAACAGAUUGAAAAUUGCUAAAAUUUAAUUGAAUGACAUUUUAGGAUACUUGAAACUUUCUAAAAUCAGAAGGUGUUGACAAAUCUGGAUACUUUGAUAUAAAAGUAUAGACUACCACCGUCCCAGGGAUCUUGAUUCCCCCCCGCCCACCGAAGUGAAAAAACCCUUUUAGCCCUUUUCAUAACGGCAAACUUAGUAACUCUCAUUCAUGCUUUCAGUGAAACAUUGUCAUAGCUAUAUACUGAUCGUUGAAAUCUAGCAGUUUGGAACUAUUUGUUUAAAAACAUACUGCUAUGGUUUUGCAUUUUUGUAGUUUUAUACUUUUGAUAUUUUAUAAUAAAAAAUUUCUGUACA